GCUCUUCCCAUCAGAUUACAGAUAGUGCAGACGGUUAUCACCUGUGGUGCUUUUGUAAUUUGGAGGCGCGUGCGCUGCUGGUGGUUCGGCGCUAACUGCAGGGGGUGGCCCGCAGCCACCUGUCUGUGGCCCGAUAUCGCUACACCGCGCGAGCUUGAUGGACGAGUCAGCCUCGCCGGAAGGUGGCUUGCCGGCAAAGUAUCAGAAACUCGCCUACGAGUACUCCAAGCUACGUGCGCAAGCCCAGGUCCUCAAGAAGGCUGUGGCAGAUGAGCAGGCCAAGAAUGCCGAGCUCAAGGACUGCUUGAAGGACAAAGACCAGGGGAUGCGCAAGCUGCUGCAGGAAGUUGAAAGCCUGAACUUUUGCAACCAACAGCUAACAAAGCGUGUCAGCUUCCUCCAAGAAGAACUUGAAGAAGAUCGGUCAAGGAAGAAUAAGAAGAAACACCAUGCAGCAGCCACGGCCUCUCCAAUGCACCAGGGCAUCAUUGACGCAGAGUUGCAGAGUCGCAUUGAAGAGAAUGAAAAGCUGCACUUACAGGUGUCAGCUGCGGAGCUUGAACACAAGCAGACAGUUGAGAAGCUGGAGAUGGAGUUGGACAAGGUGCGCCAGGCACUUGCCACACACGAGGACCAACUCAGCGAUGCUGUUGGCAGACGGGAGGAACAGAUCAGCAGGCUCACUCAGGAGCGAGCUAAGCUUGAGCUCACCUGUUUCGGUCAGGACCAUUCGUGGGACGAGCACUCCGGUGUGGGCAGCCCCAUCCUUGACCGGAGCCGCCGAGGGACCGCGUAUGGCGCUUUGCCGCGUAACACCGCUGCCACGGCGUACAGCACACCCGUGACACCUCUGAAAAUAGCUGCCAACACGUUGUUGCAGUUGCUGCUCGUCAACUAUGGCAAGCACCCACUAUGUGGG
This is a messenger RNA of Dermacentor silvarum, 919 nucleotides long. Its product is annotated as protein phosphatase 1 regulatory subunit 21. The transcript has 6 exons. Gene Ontology annotation, cellular component: early endosome; membrane. The annotation marks the transcript as partial. Lineage: Eukaryota; Metazoa; Arthropoda; Arachnida; Ixodida; Ixodidae. The record is from RefSeq and is a predicted model, not a curated record.